CAAUUAGCUUAGCUACUAAAAUCAGUCUCUUUGCUUGAUCUGUGAGCAUAAUAAAAAAAUUAGUUAUUUACUGUCUUAUUUCUUGAACUGUUUAAAAUUUAAUUUUACAAAAUAUACCCACCUAGUUAAUAAAUUAAAUGGGUAGCUGUGCUAACUAUACGUGAACUCAAUUUUAAAUUCUACUUUUGUAAAACUAUCUAUAGAAGUAUGAAGUAAUCUACAAGUAAUAAUUAAUAAGUAGGGGUUAUACCGAAAAGAGCAGGCUAUGACUUAGGCCGUGCAAUAAAAAUGGAAGAGGUUAAAGAAGGUUGUUAUGAACAAAGAGAAGAUCUGCCAGGGAGCAGUGCCGAUAGUGAUGCUUCAAGUAGCACAUUUGAUAGCAAUGACAGUGAGGAUUUUGAGAAAACUUCUGAUGACGAGGAUUUAAAAGAAGAUCUUCAAAAAACCAUCCCAGAAUGCUAUAAGUCUGAUUCCAAUUUUUCAUCACAUACCUCUAGUGAUUUUAACGAUGAUGAAUUUCAAGCUACAGCUCUUUGCCAAUUUAUGGAUAUUUUGAAUGACUUAGAUGAAGUUUUAGACAAGUCUCUUUUGGCUUGUCUUGAUGAUGGUACAAGAAGUUUAGAUAGUGAUGAAGAAGAUCUGAUAUGUAAGCUUAAAGAAGUGAUAGGUGAAAGAGCUGACACAAUGGAUCCUUAUCAGGGGCCGAGUUCUAUUGAUGAUAAUACUCAAGUAGUUGUUGCAAGUGUUCAACCAUCCAGGCUAGUAUGUGAACAAGUUUGUACAGAGGAAAUAUAUGACAGGGCGAAUCUCGCAAAUUUGGGCAGGUCAAAAAGUUUUUCUGAUUUAUCUGAUAGUCAGAGAGAAGUUUUGGUGUCGUCACUAGAACGUGCAAAUACUACCAACGAUGGUAUACGUAAUUCGAUGAGAAGACUGGACCCUAUUGUUUUACCAGCCAUAUCAAACGAACAACCAUGUGAAUCUCUGACACUGCCCGUUAUUCUUUUUUUAGAACAUCAUGUUAAUAUGAGACCAACAAGUGCCCCAAUACAGUUGCAAUUAACUGCAGCGAAUUUAAGUAGUGAUGGCAGUUCUGGGCCUCUUAUUGUGGGUCGUCGUACGUUACUUAUGAAUCGGGCUUUAUCACUACCAUCGCCAGGGGAGAGUGACGUCACAACAGGGGAAUGGACUGGUCGGAACACUAUCAGAAGUAUGGCCAGAAGUACAAGUGCUUCUAGUUCUUCUAGUGAAUCCUUGGGCGCCGAAGACCCUGUGAAUCCGACUUCUGGUACCACUGAAGAGAGAAAUGACGAGACUGAAGAACCUCCUUUUGGAGUAUGGCCUCAUCGUUUGAGUGCCAUGUUGGCGUGCCUAAGUUGUACUGUAGGAAUAUUCAAUAUAUCUAGGUUUGCCAUAUUCAGUGUUCAUUUUGGAGCGAGCUUCGUAAUACAGUUUUUAAUACUCUCACUUUUGGUUGGAAUACCGUUAUUUACGUUGUACUUAUGUAUGGGCCAAGUACUAGCUUCGGGACCAGUGGACAUGUGGAGGAUAUCGCCUAUAUUCCAAGGAGUUGGUAUUGCAUUACUCGUUGUACAGGCUGUCAUUGGAAUGUAUAGUAUAAUUGGUCUAUCAUGGUUAUUCGUUUACUUCAGAGAUUCAUUUAUAACGUCCGAAGAUAAAUACAAAUGGGCGUUGCCUCAUGAAUACAAUUUCGAAGAUGCCAGUUUAAAGAACGCAACAUUUAAAAUACAAGAAACGUUACCACAGUAUUUUCAUGGAGAAGUGUUACAAAGAAAUUUGGGUUUAUCCAAUACGUCUUUUGGGACUAUAAAAUUUCAAGUCGCCUUUAAUUUGGCGGUAGUGUGGAUGAUUGUGUUUGUAUCGCUCAGCAAAGGACUCAGAUCUUAUGGCAAGGCUGUGUAUAUGCUGAUAUUCCUGCCUAUUUGCGGUAUACUGGUGUUGUGUACGAAACUCCUCACGCUUAUACCUUACGAUUCUGUCACCAGCAUUUUCUUGGAUACUGAAUGGAGUGAAUUUUUUAUCAACAGCAAUAGUUGGGCUGCUGCAGCUCAAGAGAUAUUCCUCACGUGGGGUCUUUUAGGACCAUGUAUAAUGCAGUUAACAUCACAUAAAAAUGCAAAGAAGAAGACCAAUGCGGUGCUGCAAAAGGAGAGUGCCUGUAUAAUAGCGUUCACAUUUGCCGUGUUGUUACUGGGGUCGUUUUUGGCCAACAUUUGUGUUCAAAUUUUAUGGAAUAACGGUUAUGUUUACGUGCCUGGCAGUUUUGAGACACUAAAGUCAUUCCAAUUUCUAUGGCCCACAUCGGAACCGAUGCCGGGGAAUUUAGUGUCGACGCCGACACGUUAUAUGGGACACUAUGGCAGUUUAGUUGGUGUGACUGUUUGGCGGACUGGCAACGCAGCCAGGUCGUACAGUGGUUGGCAACCUUUACAGUUGGCGACACAAAUAGUGCCGGCCACACUUGCGGCCUUGCCGGCUAAUAUUCUAUCCCCAGUAUGGGCGGUGAUAUUCUACUUCAUCCUGAUAAUUUUCGGUAUAGCCCAGCAGCUCGCUAUAUGGCAUUGCGUGAUCACAGGCAUCAUGGCUAUCAACGCGAAAGCGCUUCGAGUCUGGGAGACGACCAUCACAUUUUUGAGUUGCGUUUUUGGACUUGCUGUUGGCUACUUGCUUAGUACAGAUGCGGGCGUGGCGGUGGUGCACUUCGUGGACGUGGUGUGGGCGGGCGCGUGGUGGCAGUGCGUGGCGCACGCGGCGCUGGCGGUGGCGCUGUUCGCGGUGCGCGGCCGCCCGUACUCGCCGGAUGCGCUCGCGCAGGCGCUGUUCCUCGAGCGGCGCAAGCUGUCCGCUGCACUCGCCGCGCUGCUCAGCUUCGCGUGGACCGUCGUCUUGCCCGUUGUGUUAUGCGCCAUUUGCGUCAUGGACUUUCGCAUUGGACAACAAAGGCAAUUUUACUCUUGGAGGAAGCCUGCUGGAUACUGGCCGGUAUGGGCGCGUCAAUUGGCGGUGUGUAUGCAGCAAGGUACUCUACUAAUCAUACCCAUCACGGCCUUCAUACAAACCUGGCGGUACAUGAGCAAAGGGCCACCCGACAUAUUCGAUGAAUAUGGAACUAGUGAUUGUACGGAAGAGUUGCGCAUACAAAACUUGUACCGACCGCGUAUGGGCUUGGAGAGCGAACAGCGGCCGCGGUCGUUGCCCCGCGCCGUGCCCGCCGCCGCCGCCGCCGCCAGCCCCGCGCCGCCCGUCGACCCGCCGCCCAAGUACACGCCCCCGCCCUCGUACUCCACCGCUACUGGCGCCAGGCUGCUCACCACUAUACGGCGGAGUUUCAGGCGACUGCGCAGAAUAACAUCAUCCAAUUCAGAACAACCGCCUGCCGACGAAACAUCACAAAUACCCAUCACAUUAAGCGAGACGGUCGACCGCGAUAGAAUGGAAAUCGAAUCUCAACCGCCAAAUUAUAGCGGAGUUUUCGCGACACCCUCCAUCACUAUAACAGACGAAACCGACUCCAGAACCAGCAGACCAAGGUCGUCGACCUCUCGGAAUUCACUGUCGCUCACACGUGACUACCUUCGGAGAUCGUUUGUCAGAAAGAGUGACUCUGCAAAGAGUAUUCGCUCUAGUUUGCGCAGGAGUUUCAAAUAUGGCGUGACAUUGACGACCAGCCACGAACAGUUGGUGCGUGAAGCGGAACCCAUAUCUAAUACGGUUGCCAUGUCGGCCAUGUUGGAUACCGAGGGCUCUCCACAUACACGUAGCCUUGCCUCUGUGAUAUGAUUUUUAAACCGCCUAUGUAGCAUCACAAUUUAUUAAAAAUAACCAAUGGUUUUAUUAAAAUGUAAGAUCAAUGGCGAUGUUUCUGUUUUUAAAACAAUAAGGAUAAGAAAUUAGGUCUAGGAAGACUAUAAAUAUAGUUGUGACGUAUUUAGUUGAUCGUAUUAACAUACAUAAUAUCAAUAAGUUCUAAAAUUGCGCUAGUUAAAAUAUGGCAUUUUACAAAAGAGCAAAAAAAAUGUCUUUCUGUUUCUAGUGUAUUAUUUUUUUUUACAAUAAGUUUUAAUAGGAGGCAAUUGUUUAAAAUCGAGAUUACUGAUUAUUUCAGAUGUACCGUACUAUUCCUAAGAGCUUUUCAGACAAAGUAAUGCAACGUCGCAAUUGUCUAUCAAUUUUCAGGAACAAUUGAAGAUUUUUUUAAUGUUUCUGAUUGAUUAUUUUUCUCCUUUGCCCAAAGGUUGUCUGGAAGAGAUUGCUUAGCGAUCAGACCUCCUUUUCCAUCUCGUUAAAAUUUACUGUAUUAGUUAUUUUUAAUUGGUGCAAUAAAUAAAAAUAAAUAUUUCAAAUAUUUAUUAAACUAAGUAAACAAAAUGACUAUAAAGUUCAUGAGAUCAACGAAUGUAAUUCAUAACUUUGUUCGAGUAACAGAACAUUACAUGUAUUAAUAGGUAAUAGAAGACUUUGAAUUUUGAUUAUAUUGAUAGUUUGUAUUGGCCGGUUCUUAAUUAUUAGGCUUUUGUAAAGUCAAAUAUAAAAUUAAGUAAGAGCAAAGAUUAGAAUUUUAUAAUCAAAUAUAAAAAAAAAAGUAUUCUAAACCAAUUGUAUUUAAUUCUAUAUUUGACUGUACUUAUGUCGACUUGUUAAACUGAUUUUAAUUAUUACUUAGUUUUAAGAAAAUGAUAAGGGUUUAUUUUAACCGAGAGAAUCUCUGUAGUUUCACUCCGUAUUUUGAUUGUUAUUUUCCUCAUGAGCCAUGUAGUUAAAUCUUAAACGAUAUUAUAACGUAACAGAAUUUUACAUUAUUUAGCUAUAAGUGUGAAUACAAUAAAUUCUGAGCUUAUCACAAAAGGAAUAACUCGUUCAGAAUAGGUGUUUAAAAUAAUGGUAGUUAUAAUGGAAUAUAUAGACUAGAUGUGUUCUCAUAGUUUUACGUCGUUCAGAAAUUUGGAAUGGUCGGAAUUGUUUUAUACCGAUUUGUGUGUGAAUACAUUUUUGUUUAAAUCAAUGGGCAAGCACUUUUUGUUUGCUUUUACUUAAUUCAUAAUCUCAUUCUACCAAACUAUUAUAUUCCUACUUAAAAAAAAUAGUAUAGCAGCUCGAUUGACUUUCCUAGUCCUAACUGCAUGGUAUCGACAAUUUGACAUAAGCUAUUUAAGAUAGGCUUAUGUCAAACUUGUGUGUAUUUUAUAUAUUAUGAUUAGUAAGCGCUUGUAUAAAUCGUAGCAAGGCGAGAUUUUAUUGUCAAAAUACAAGUAGAAAGCAAGAUCUGUAAAUUGGACUCUUUUUCCGUCGACAAUAAUGUAAAAACUAAGCGAAUAAAAUGUAUAUACUUUUAUACAAUAUCGUAAUGAAAAAUCGUGCCGUGCUAAAGAAAAUAGUAAAAGCGCUCAAUAAAAAUGUACUUUUUAAAGGACAGAAAGGUUUUGAAAUGGCAGCCUGUUAGCAGGUGCCAAUUGUAUACAUAAUAGAACUGUGAUAGGACCGUGAUAAUGGUGAUAUAUUAGGGCAAAAACCAGCGCGCUUUCGACAAAACAAAUAACAUUUGAAGAUCAUUUGUAUACAGUUGUAUUAAUUUUUAAGUGCUUAUAAUAUUGAUGUAUACAGAUUGUAAGUAACAUUGUGUGUUGAGUACAAUGAACUUAGCAUGUAAGUGACACAAUGGUUGUUCAACUAGAUUUAAACUGAAAUGUUAUGCAGCUUUUUAUCCUAAGUUCCUUUCGUUGCAUUUAUAGUGUUUCAAAAUUGUGUUCUUUGGAAUUGUAGUUCUAGUCACAAUACUUCCAUUUUUUAACAUCACAUUAGUUUUACUAUUAUUCUUUUAUAAAACACAUUUGAUCGCACAUAUUUUUUGAUUUUGCUUGUUUCUUUUACAUUCCACUUGUUGCAAUAUACAAAAUAUAUUAGUAAAUAAAUAUUUUUUUACACA
Molecule: messenger RNA, 5941 nt
Organism: Galleria mellonella (greater wax moth)
Lineage: Eukaryota; Metazoa; Arthropoda; Insecta; Lepidoptera; Pyralidae
Gene: bdg
Product: sodium-dependent transporter bedraggled
Exons: 15
Coding region: 289-3798 (1169 amino acids)
Biological process (GO): sodium ion transmembrane transport
Cellular component (GO): membrane
Source: RefSeq, a predicted model, not a curated record